This is a messenger RNA of Urocitellus parryii (Arctic ground squirrel), 2048 nucleotides long. RefSeq names its product Fas activated serine/threonine kinase (gene Fastk). The record is from RefSeq and is a predicted model, not a curated record. Gene Ontology annotation, biological process: regulation of mitochondrial mRNA stability; mitochondrial RNA processing. Gene Ontology annotation, molecular function: RNA binding. Gene Ontology annotation, cellular component: mitochondrial matrix; ribonucleoprotein granule. NCBI's taxonomy places the organism in Eukaryota, Metazoa, Chordata, Mammalia, Rodentia, Sciuridae.
GUGGGCCGCCGAUGAGGAGGCCGCGGGGGGAGCCCGGCUCCCGGGCCCCGAGACCGACUGAGGGAGCGACCUGCGCGGGGCCUGGGGAGUCAUGUAGGGUGGCGCCUGCGGGGCGGGCCGCGGGAGGGCGGCGGGAGCUGGCGUUAGCGGCGGUGGCCACGGUCUCCUGACGUCCCCGGGCCAGGGCGGGUGUGUGGGCCCCCAGCAUCGCGGACUCCUCGCCUUCUCAAAGCUGCGCUCUCUUCUCCGCGCGCACCCUUCGACUUGGGGCGCUGUGUUCUCUUUUCAUGGGUGAGGAGACUUAGGCAGAGGCGAAGCCACUUGCCCAAGGUCACGCAGCUGGGUCUCCAUCACCCAGCUCCAUGCUUCGAGUCCUGCUCUCUGCUCAGGCCUCCCCUGCUCGGCUGUCUGGCCUGCUGCUGAUCCCGCCAGUACAGCCCUGCUGUUUGGGGCCCAGCAAGUGGGGGGACCGGCCUCUUGGAGGAGGGCCCCGUGCAGGCCAUGUGCAAGGACUGCAGCGGCUUCUGGAACAGGCGAAGAGUCCUGGGGAGCUACUGCGCUGGCUGGGCCAGAACCCCACCAAGGUGCGCGCCCACCACUAUCCUGUGGCACUUCGUCGCCUGGGCCAGCUCUUGGGGUCUCAUCCUCGGCCCCCUCCUGUGGAGCAGGCCACACUGCAGGACUUGAGUCAGCUCAUCAUCCGAAACUGCCCCUCCUUUGACAUUCAUACCAUCCACGUGUGUCUGCACCUUGCAGUCUUACUUGGCUUUCCAUCAGAUGGACCUCUGGURUGUGCCCUGGAGCAGGAGCGAAGGUUUCGCCUCCCUCCAAAGCCACCUCCCCCUCUGCAGCCUGUCCUCCGUGGUGGACAAAGGCUAGAAGCUGCUCUGAGCUGCCCCCGUUUCCUGCGGUAUCCGAGGCAGAAUCUGAUCAGCAGCCUGGCAGAGGCAAGGCCAGAAGAACUGACUCCUCAUGUGAUGGUCCUUCUGGCCCAGCAUCUCGCUCGGCAUCGGUUGCGGGAGCCCCAGCUUCUGGAAGCCAUUGCCCACUUCCUGGUGGUCCAGGAAGCYCAGCUCAGCAGCAAGGUGGGCUUGCCUCCCACCCUCCCAUGCUCCUCUGUGGUACAGAAGCUGGUCUUGCCCUUUGGGCGGCUGAACUACCUACCCCUGGAGCAGCAGUUUAUGCCCUGCCUUGAGAGGAUCCUGGCUCGGGAGGCAGGGGUGGCACCCCUGGCCACAGUCAACAUUUUGAUGUCACUGUGCCAGUUGCGGUGCCUGCCCUUCAGAGCCCUGCACUUUGUCUUCUCCCCGGGUUUUAUCAACCACAUCAGUGGCACCCCUCACGCUCUGAUUGUUCGACGCUACCUCUCCCUGCUUGACGCGGCUGUGGAGCUGGAGCUCCCAGGAUACCGGGGCCCCCGCCUUCCCCGAAGGCAGCAAGUGCCCAUCUUUCCGCAGCCACUCAUCACCGACCGUGCCCGCUGCAAGUACAGUCACAAGGACAUAGUAGCUGAGGGGCUGCGCCAGCUGCUGGGGGAGGAGAAAUACCGCCAGGACCUGACUGUGCCUCCCGGCUAUUGCACAGACUUCCUGCUGUGUGUCAGCAGCUCUGGUGCUGUGCUUCCUGUGAGGACCCAAGACCCCUUUCUACCUUACCCACCAAGGUCCUGUCCACAGGGACAGGCUGCCUCUAAUCCUACAACCCGUGACCCUGCCCAAAGGGUGGUGCUGAUGCUGCGUGAACGCUGGCAUUUCUGCCGGGAUGGUAGGGUGCUGCUGGGCUCCCGUGCCCUGAGGGAGCGGCACCUGGGCCUAAUGGGCUACCAGCUCCUGCCGCUGCCCUUUGAGGAACUGGAGUCACAGAGAGGCCUGCCCCAGCUCAAGAGCUACCUUAGGCAGAAGCUCCAGGCCUUAGGCCUCCGCUGGGGGCCUGAAGGAGGGUGAGGGGAUGCACAUGGGGCUCAGGAUGGCCCCCCUAUGGGGGGUGGACAAUUUGCACUUUGGCUCCCUAUGUUUUGAUUUUUCAUUAAAGUCCCUUUCCUUCCCUGU